Molecule: messenger RNA, 3055 nt
Organism: Biomphalaria glabrata
Lineage: Eukaryota; Metazoa; Mollusca; Gastropoda; Planorbidae
Product: flavin-containing monooxygenase 5
Exons: 9
Coding region: 292-2094 (600 amino acids)
Molecular function (GO): NADP binding; N,N-dimethylaniline monooxygenase activity; flavin adenine dinucleotide binding
Source: RefSeq, a predicted model, not a curated record
UAUUACCUGCUCAUGUGUGUGUGUGUGUGUGUUUGUAAUGGUGUGUUCUUGUAUGCGUAUGCGCUUUGUUCUUCGUGUCCUUCCUUUGUCACGUGGUCGGAAUUCCAAAUCAAAGUUUUAGGUCUAAACAAAAUGAACGAAAGAAAUGAAAACGGGCCGAGAACACACAGAGGAGGAGGAGAUGCAGUAACUGUCAUGCAGUAACUGUCAUGCGCAAUGACUAGCUCUGGACAGCUUGAUGGUCUGUAGACAGAGCCCAACAUCUCUCACAAAAAGAACUUCAUUGUGACAAUGGUGGGAAAUAACAAUCACAUCAAACGCAUUGCAAUUAUCGGCGCUGGUAGCAGCGGUCUGGCCGCCAUCAAGUGUUGCCUGGAUGAAGAUUUGGAGCCAAUUUGUUUCGAGAAGUCCAACGACAUUGGGGGACUUUGGAAUUACUCGGACACUUGUGAGGAUGGACGACCCAGCAUCUACAAGAGCCUGGUCAUCAACACGAGUAAAGACAUGAUGAUGUUCAGCGAUUUCCCGCCACCCGAGGAGUUUCCCUCCUUCCUGACUCACGCGCAAGUGCUGGCGUACUUCCGGAUGUACGCAAGUCAUUUCGGUCUCCUGCGUCACAUCCGGUUUAAUACAGAAGUCAGACUAGUGCGCAAGUCCAAGGAGUACGACACUUCUGGGAGGUGGAUAGUUGAGUCGACAAGAGGCGAUGAGCAGAAUGUUGUAGAGGACUUUGAUGGUGUCAUGAUUUGCAGCGGGCACCACUCCUUCCCUUACACUCCACAGAUUCCAGGUAUUGAGAACUUUCAAGGUACAGUGAUACAUUCACACGCUUACAAGGAACCAACAGCGUUCCACGGGAAGAGGGUAGUCAUACUUGGUUUAGGGAAUUCAGCGUCAGACAUAGCUUGUGAUCUGGCGAAAACUUCAGAACAGGUUUACUUAAGUUCCAGACGAGGAGCCUGGAUUGUACCAAAGACUGCUUUCUGGGGUCUUCCUGCAGACAUGCUGGCCAACAGCAGAGUGGUCUUCACACUGCCCAUGAAGCUACUGGACUGGUUUGUACAGAAGCAAGCCAACUUCAGGAUUGACCAUAAUACCUACGGUCUUCGUCCUCAUCACGGUGUCCUCAAUUCUCACCCCACCAUCAACGACGAACUUCCUAUCCACUUGGUAUCUGGUCGAGUUAAAACUAAAACACAGAUCGUCAAGGUGGACCGCGAUGGAGUCUGGUUCGAGGAUGACCCAAAGUUCUGUCCCUGUGACACCAUCAUUAUGGCCACUGGUUAUGACUACCGAGUGAAUUUCGUACAUCAAGAGACAUUCCAGAUCGUGAAUAACAGAACAAAUCUUUACAAGUACAUGUUCCCACCACAUCUACCCCAUCCCACUCUGGCCACCAUUGGUCUGGUCCAAGCCAUAGGUGCAGUAAUGCCCAUAGCAGAGCUACAGAGUCGGUGGUUUAUCAGUCUAAUCUCAGGCAGGAGCCAGCUACCGAGCAGACAACUUAUGGAAGAAGACGUGAGCAAGAGGAAAGCAGCAAUGGACCAGAACUAUGUUGGCUCUAGACGUCACACUAUUCAAACUUUCUGGAUCGACUACAUGGACCAAGUCUCCUGGGAAAUAGGAGCACGGCCGAACCUCUGGCAAAUGCUACUCAGUGACCCUGAGCUGGCCUUGAAGUGUUACCUGGGUCCUUGUCUACCAUCUCAAUAUCGACUGUAUGGACCAGGAACCUGGAGUGGAGCCCGACAGUUCAUUAUUGAUGCCUACUUCCGAGUGAAUAAACCCAAAGCCGACUUUCGCGUCAUACACUCCGAGAAAACAGAUCGCCGUCAGGAAACAUUGCGCCAGGGAACAACACAAGAUGCUCCAAGUCAGGAGGUCAACAGUGAGCUGCUCAGAAAGGGCGAGCAGCACUGCCGGGCCAGCCUGUCCCCUGAGUGGACCACCUCUUUGUUCUACGUCACUCUCAUGCUGGUCUGUGGCUUUGUCUGGUUCAUGGUUGUACUUCUGGACUUGGCAGGGGACGUGAUCAAUCAAGCGGACAGCACUCUGGACAAUACCAUAGGUCGGAGGAUGCCCUUCACCGAAUGAGCUUCAACUCUAUGAUGUGGACAGGAGCUCUGCGAACUUUACCUUGGGGUCAAUUGGGGUCAAUAACCUAGUGUUAUAGGUGGCGCUAGUGCAGAUACAAGUUCAAAGCAGACGAAGCAGCUAGUCGCCCCAUUAGUGUUAUCUCAGUGUUAUGGUUAGCUUGUUGGCUAUUGGUUCAUCCUAAAUCUUAACAUUUGAUUGAGCUCUAUAAUGGUUGAUAUUGAAAGAUAGGAAAACUAAUUACCAUUUGAUUUUAUUUCAAAUACAUUUUCAAGGUUUGUAUCUUUUUUUUUUUGUCUCAAUAGAUUUUUUAAUUGAAACAAAAAAUCAUUAAGCCACUUUUUAAACCUAAUGCAAUUUUGCUUAUGUUCAAAAUAUUUGAAAAUACAUUUUUUUUUGUUUGUUCUGUUUUUGUCUCAAAAAGAAAUGUCAAAGUAUUUUCUUUAUUUGGAGAAAAAUGUUCGAAGAAACUCAUUUUGAUUCACGUGGAGACUAUGCGAUUUUACACUUAAAAUCGAUUCUGGAUUAUAAAUAAUCGUCAUCACUGUCAAGAGUUAACCAACCAAACUUAUUUUUAAAUAAAAGUUUCUUCCACUUAAUUAUUUGUACAAAAGCACUGACAGCUAGAGUAUUGCCAAUGUUCCUGCCAAUCAGCUUGUCAAAUACCAUCGACAGCAAAACCUUGGAGUUUAACUAAUUUCAUGACCAAUAGGCUUAUGAAAACUGGAUUUAGAAAAAUUAACAGUGUAUCCGGGAGGGGGGGGGAGGAUUCCCUUAAGAGAGAAUUGGAAACCAUCGAUUGUAAAUAAUAAAAGAUCGUUGAGUGUUUAUUUAGAAUGUGUUUCGUUCAAUAACACACUCUGGACCGUAACGACGUGUGCUCGUGUCAAUUCUGUGUUCAACUAUUUAUUGAGUUGUCUUUAUGUUUGCUUCUUAUAUUAAAAUAUUUUGUAACUUGCAA